UACUCCAGUUAUAUAAUUGAUAUCACUCUGUUUCGUAUAGUAGAACUUCUAGUUUUUUGUUGUAUCGUAUAAUUACUAGAAUCCAUCAUCACCUUUCCCACCACUCACACAAUCUUUAUCUUUCUAAAUUUGAGGGGGGGCAACAACCAUAACAAUUACAUAUUCCAUCAACCCGUUAUUUAAUCUUACUACUGCAGUAUCUACUUUACUCACCAUCGUCAUAUUCAUUCAACUAUUUUAACUCAAGAUGUGGAAUUAUUUUUUUGGAGGUAAUCCUCAACAAAAGAAGGAACUCCCCAAGAGAGCCAUUGUGGAAUUAAGAGAGCAUAUUCAAGUUUUAAAUAAAAAGAAAUCUCAUUUGGAACAACAAAUGAAUGAUCAAGAUGCUACAGCCAGAAGAUUCCUAAAGACAAAUGCUACAGCUGCUAAAAAUGCUUUAAAAAAGAAGAAAGUUUAUGAAGUUAAUUUAAUGAAAAUUGAAAAUCAAAUAGAAUCAUUAGAAACUCAAUUAGGUGCUAUUGAAGGUGCCAACUUAAACUUGGAAACUAUGAAGGCCAUGAAACAAGGUGCUGCUGCCAUGAAACAAAUACAUGGAGAAUAUAACGUUGAUAAAGUUGAAGAUACUAUGGAUGAUAUUAGAGAACAAGUUGAAUUGGCUGAUGAAAUAUCAGAAUCAAUAUCAAGACCAGUUGGUAGUGAAUUUGUUGAUGAAGAUGAAUUAGAAGCUGAAUUGGCUGCAUUACAAGAAGAAGAAGCUGAAAAGGAACAAGGUGCUAAGGCUCCUGCUGUUAAAGCUCAACCAGUUGAAGUAUUACCAAGUUUCCCAACCGUUAAUAAAACUCAACCUCAAGCUGCUGCAACUGAAGAUGAUGAAGAUGAAGAAGCUUUAAAAGCAUUACAAGCUGAAAUGGGAUUAUAGAAUGAUUUUCCAUCUUUCAAUUCAUAAUAAUUUCAUAUUCAUAAUUUUUGCUUUCUCCAUGAUACGUUUCAUAAUUCUUUGAUGUCAACUAGUCUUUUUCUUAUCCUUUUUAUCCAUCUUCCUAUCAAAUAAUCUUUACUUUUUGAUUCUAUAUUAUAUUUUUAUUAUACUUUUACUUAUUUCUAUUCUAUUCUAUUCUAUUCUUGGGUUUUAUCUUUUAUUUAGGCAUACUAUUUACACAUAGUAUUAUCUUUUAUUAUAAACAUAUAUUAUAUAAUUAAAUUGCCAUACUUCCUCUGUAUCAUAUCACCAGAUA
Messenger RNA from Scheffersomyces coipomensis, 1235 nucleotides. RefSeq names its product ESCRT-III subunit protein (gene SNF7). Gene Ontology annotation, cellular component: cytoplasmic side of plasma membrane; multivesicular body; ESCRT III complex. The transcript has a single exon. Gene Ontology annotation, biological process: late endosome to vacuole transport via multivesicular body sorting pathway; vesicle budding from membrane. NCBI's taxonomy places the organism in Eukaryota, Fungi, Ascomycota, Pichiomycetes, Serinales, Debaryomycetaceae. The record is from RefSeq and is a predicted model, not a curated record. The coding region runs from base 248 to 919 and encodes 223 amino acids.